AUGGAAGAGAAAGGUUACACUUUAGAUGGCACAGUAAAUCUUAAUGGAGACCCUGUGCUUUCUUCUACAACUGGGAAAUGGAAAGCUUGCAUAUUCAUUCUUGCAAACCAAUUAUUUGAUAGAUUUGCAUACUUUGGGGUGAGUGCGAAUUUGGUGAUUUAUAUGACAUCAGAGCUACACAAAGACAUGGUAUCAUCAGUAACAAGUGUGAAUAACUGGUCAGGCACAGCAUGGCUGACUCCCGUACUUGGUGCUUAUAUAGCAGAUUCUUAUCUGGGCCGUUUUUGGACUAUCACUUUUGCCUUACUCAUAUAUGCCAUAGGAAUGGGACUGCUGGUUCUGACAACAGCACUGGAGUGCUUUAAGCCAAAGUGUAUAAAUGAAAUUUGCAAAGCCUCCAGCACACAACUAACACUGUUCUACAUAUCAAUAUACACCAUAGCCUUAGGCAGUGGAAUACUGAAGCCGAACUUGUCAACUUUUGGUGCUGACCAAUUUGAUGACUUCAGACCAAAGGAAAAAGUGCUUAAAGUUUCAUUCUUCAACUGGUGGGCGUUUAACACUGCAUGUGGGACUUUAGCUGCAACAGUGUUUUUGGUGUACAUUCAAGAGAGAUUUGGAUGGGGAUUGGGAUAUGGCAUAUCAGCAAUUGGUUUUCUACUUGGUGCUGUUAGCUUCUUUAUGGGCAUCCCAAUAUAUAGGCACAAAUCUAGACAGUGUAAGAGUCAUGCAAACGAGUUUUUUAGCGUCCCCAUGGCUGCUUUCAGAAACAGAAAGCUGCAUCUUCCUAGUAACCCUUCUGAACUGCAUGAGUUCGCCUUGGAACACUACAUUGUAGCUGGAAGACGACAAAUUUAUCACACUCCUCGUUUCAGGUUCUUAGACAAGGCUGCAAUAAAAGCAAGCAAUAGAGAUGGGUCAAAUCCCCCAUGCACCGUGACUCAAGUAGAGACGAUCAAGGCCAUAUUAGGGAUGAUUGGGAUUUGGCUACUGACAAUAAUUCCAAGCAACUUCUGGGCAGUGGAAGUGACAAUGUUUGUGAAGCAAGGAACAACAAUGGAUAGAAACCUCGGCCCAAACUUCCAAAUACCAGCAGCAUCCCUAUGGAGUUUUGUUGUGGUCACCAUUCUCAUAUGUCUGCCCAUUUACGACCGUUGCUUUGUACCAUUCAUGCGCAGAAGAACCGGCCUUCACAGAGGCCUCAAAAUGCUUCAUAGAAUUGUCAUAGGAUUUUCCAUCCAAGUCUUGGCCGCAGCAGUCAUGUAUUUUGUAGAACUUAGAAGAAUGGAAGUGAUAAGAAAGGAACACAUAACCACUGGGACACAAGUAGUUCCUAUGAGCAUAUUCUGGCUUUUGCCUCAACAUGUUAUACUUGGUCUUGCAAACACUUUCCUUAUGGGUGGAUUGCUUGAAUUCUUCUAUGAUCAAUCCCCAGAACAAAUGAAAGUCCUUGGCACAGCCUUCUACACUAGCACUGUAGCUGCUGGCAAAUACACCAACAGUCUCCUGGUAUCAGUGAUAGACAACUUCUCAAAGAAGCUCAGUGGUAAGAGCUGGCUAGGCAACAACUUGAACGAUAGUCACGUAGAUUACUACUAUGCUAUUCUUUUUGUGAUGUCUGCUCUUAAUCUUUCGCUCUUUCUCUGGGUGCAAAGAAGGUACAUUUACAAGAAAGAAAACGAAAAUGAGGUCAAUGCCAUUGAGAUUUUGAAAGAAGAGACGUAA
Messenger RNA from Vigna radiata var. radiata (mung bean), 1725 nucleotides. Its product is annotated as protein NRT1/ PTR FAMILY 5.1-like. Lineage: Eukaryota; Viridiplantae; Streptophyta; Magnoliopsida; Fabales; Fabaceae. Bases 1 to 1725 code for a protein of 574 amino acids. Gene Ontology annotation, cellular component: membrane. Gene Ontology annotation, biological process: transmembrane transport. Gene Ontology annotation, molecular function: transmembrane transporter activity. The record is from RefSeq and is a predicted model, not a curated record. The transcript is spliced from 4 exons.